AAUUCCUGGUCGCGAGCGAUUGGGGGCCACGCGCGGUCACGUCAGCCUUCGAGGGCUAUCCGGUACCAUGUUUCAUGUGGGUCAAACUGCGGCGGGUCAGAGGGCCGCAACAACGGCAUAAUAAACGCACCCGUUUUCGGGUUGUCGUAGUUGUCAACGUCGGUGCCUGUGUGCGUGCGUUUUCGGUUGAACGCAGCAGCAGCACUACAGCCCAAUCCAUCCGUUGCUCGUUUCUAGCUCUCCGCAGCCACCGCCGGUCAGGGGACUCGAACAGGGCACCGAUGGAAAGCGAGAAAUCAUCGAAGAAGUCGCUGAAGCUCGUCGCCUUCUGUGCGGUCUGCUUCAGCACCGUCGCCGUCAUCUCCUGCGUCAUCGGCCUGCCACUGGUCUACAACUACGUACAGGGCGUGCAUUCGGUGAUGCAGACCGACGUCGAGUUCUGUAAGACGAAAUCGCGCGACAUGUGGAAAGAGAUGGUUUUGUUGUACCGACUGAGUGGACAGUCAAUGCAGUUCCUUCGAAGUGGCGAACCGAUCAUCACGAAACAGAAGAGACAGGCUGGCGGCUACGGAGGAGGGAUGCAAGGGCCUCUGCCCGGACCAGAAAUGAUGGGACCACAGCCACCAAUGGAAAUUCCUCAAAUGGGUGGCCAGAAUUUCAUGGCCAGCUGUAAGUGGCAUGUUGUGCGUGUCAACAGGGACCUCCAGGCCCACCAGGGCCUGCAGGCCGUGAUGGAAGACCCGGAACACCAGGUCGUCCCGGAAAUGCUGGACCUCCUGGAAGAGACGGUGAUUCGAUGCCUCUACCUCCACCGAAACCCCCUUGCCAAAAAUGCCCACCUGGACCUCAAGGACCGCAAGGACCUCCUGGUCCUAGAGGUCUGCCAGGUUUGCAGGGCGAGCCGGGAGAGCAUGGCAGAGACGGCGGCCCUGGCCGAUCAGGACCCUCAGGUAAAACUAAAGCUAAUGAACUUUGUCGUUUUCAAUCGAAAAUUUCAAGGAGUCCGUGGACCACCAGGACCUCCAGGAGAGCCUGGAGAAAAGGGCCCCCCUGGACCGCCAGGCCCCAUGGGACCGCCGGGCAGAAACGGAGGGUGCAACUGCCCGCCUCCAAAGACCGAAAGCGGAUACAAGAAAAAGAUGAAGAAAUGAAU
Messenger RNA from Soboliphyme baturini, 1153 nucleotides. The record is from the annotation of a GenBank genome assembly. Lineage: Eukaryota; Metazoa; Nematoda; Enoplea; Dioctophymatida; Soboliphymatidae.